AAAGACCCCGCGUGACCCUUCCUUGACGGUCAAGCUGAGUGGUUUGAAACUCGAGGCAUCCUGACCUUGUUGUGAUUAAACUCGCAGGGUUUAAGUUCAAGUAUCACCCUUCCGCCAACCACCGCUUCCAAAGGUUUUCUCAGCACGUGUGUAAGAGGGGGACCGAAUCACACCUGCAUCCGUCUGACUGCAUCCGUUCUACGACAUGGCUACGCCUAAUCUCCUUACCAUUCCAGCGGAGCUGCGAGAACUGAUCUACGGCUUUCUCUUCAGCUCGUACACGAUCGUUCAUGGCCACCGCGCUUCCAGCAAACCCAUCCCGGGCAAUACAUCUCCACCUCGUGCAGCCUUGCUACUUACAUGCCGCCAGAUUCAUGAAGAAGCCUGGCGUCAUCUCCCGCUGAACUGCACUCUCCACUUUCGCGGCACAGAAGACUUUCUUGAGACUUUGUUAUCUGUCGAUCAAAGCGUUGUCACUCGGCUACGUCGCAUUCGAGUUCGCGCGUUCCCAUUUCCACUCUAUGCAGACGACAGGCCAGAGUAUUAUCCCACGUAUUACUUUGCCAAUGCACUAUCCCUCCUACCAGGCCUCGCUCUUGAUGAGCUGGAAGUGUAUGACUGCUGGCACGGCUACGGACUAGGCGAUGGUUGGCGCGAUUUAACCACAUAUAUGGACAUUGAAGCCCUUCUCAAGAGCGAUGCAUGGAAGAGGCUUACAUAUAUCACGCCUUGUACAGAUUUCAUCGCGUCGGGCUACGAUCCCCGACACAAACGGCAGCAACAACCAGAGAACUGGGAUGGAAUGAUUAAGGAGCGCGAUGGAGACGCCUCGGGCGCAGGCGUACACAUGUGGAUCGUACCCACCAAGCAGGCCGAAAGCAGAGACGAAGACCGAACAGACGACGGCCGCAAAAUGCAGGAAUGGUCCGCUCGCCCGGGACAUGAGAUUGUACAGAAUUGGCGGCUUGCAACGCCAGAGCAGAAUCUCAAGGGAGAAGUCAGAAUCAUUGCAACGAGAGGUAACAGAGCGAGGGUUGUGCAAUUAGGCUUGCAGGAAAAGUCGGGUUGGCGAGGGUUGAAAGAACAGGAGCGUGGGUUCACCAGAGAAGGUUGGGCCCCCUAUCACCACGACAUGGCCGAUGCGAUGGGAUGGAUAUACGGGGGUUAUGGAAGGAGAAUGCAGCUUGCUCAUCAGGCGUUGAACGGAUGAGUGGUGGACGACAUCUGGCAUCCAUGAUUUGACGUGUUCUCGAUGUAUCCGAAGCCAGCAUGCGUGUUUCCGACAGUCUACCUGCAGGGUCUGAUGCCGAAGCUGAAGCUGCCCCUGGUGCCCCAGUCGUUCAUGAUGCGAUGCAGACAGGAUGUGAACACAAGGCUAAUGCAAUGCAUCGAGAAAUUGCUUCCAAU
Molecule: messenger RNA, 1407 nt
Organism: Boeremia exigua
Lineage: Eukaryota; Fungi; Ascomycota; Dothideomycetes; Pleosporales; Didymellaceae
Exons: 2
Coding region: 206-1210 (334 amino acids)
Source: RefSeq, a predicted model, not a curated record